GCAUUUCGAAUGAAAUAUCUGUUGCCUAGUCAUAGAAAAUCAACAGUCGCAGUCGAAACCCAAAAAUAAUACUGGUUGAAACUGAAAUAUAACUCGUAAAUAUAAAGUUGAGUACUCGUCACCGAUUUGCACACGUUAAAAGGUCUUCAAAACAUUUCCAGAAAGAAGAUGUCGGAUAUAACUUUGGAUUAUGAUUUUAAAGCUGAGAAUUUGAUUGCUUGUGGAAGAACGACUAAAGAAGCUAUAGGAGAAGUAAGAAACUGGAUACUAAGCCUACAGGAUGAAUAUGUACCACGUACAUUACAAGAUGAAAUAAUCGUACUCUUCUUAUUAUCAUGUGACAAUGAUGUGGCAUUGAGUAAAAAAACAAUUAUAAACUUUUAUUCUUUGAAGAAACAUGCACCUGAACUUCAUGACAAUAGAGAUCCGUCCCGAAAUGAUAUCAAAUUAGCUUUAGAAAUUGUACAUAUGUCAAGCAUACCAGUACGAACAAAUGACAAUUCUGUAAUCCAUUAUUUCCAUAUUCACGAUACAAACUACAAAAAGUUCGAACUGAUCCCUAUACUGAAGUUGACAUAUAUGUUAAUCGAUAUUUCUCAAGAAAAAAAUCCUCCAGAUGGUCUAAUAGCAGUUCUUGAUCUAAAAGGGAUUACUUUGAUGCAUUUUCUUAAAAUCAAAGUAUGGGUUUUGAAAAAGUAUCUACAAUUUCUCGAAGAAGGAAUGACCAUGAAAAUUAAAAGUAUCCAUAUUCUGAAUUCAGCUUAUAUUAUUGAUAAAUUAAUGGCAAUUGUUAAAAGUAUGGUAAAGAACGAAUUUCUAAAUAAGAUACACAUUCAUCAAUCAGACCUAGAACAGGAAGUAUUGUUUCAGUUAAUACCAAAGAAAUGCUUGCCAAAGGAAUACGGUGGAGAUCUCCCAUCUAAAUACGAAUUGCAUCAAAAAACAAUAGAGCAGUUUAAAAGGAAACAGUAUUUUUGGUAUGCCGAAGAGCAGUUACGAAAAUCAGCUCACAGAGGAUAAGGGCUCCAUUAAUUUAGAAAUUCUUCAUCACAAUAUGACUGCCUCAUUAAAUAGAUGAUAUGGUUGGGAGAAUAGAAUAAACUCGAGCCUUUAAUUAAUAAUAAAAUUUUAUUCAAACUUACAGAUUAUCAUUUUAUCUAUUAUUACAAUAGAUAGGGUGCCCCGCAGAAGAGACGGCAUAGAGUAGAGGCGUAUAGGGGAGCCCAAAAUAUAGCGAUAGGAAGAAAUAUGUGGUUCAAACUGUCCAAUAUCCCGAUUGUGCUGUAAGUGCCGAAGGUUGCAAACAUACUAUCUUGGAAGAAUAAGUAAUUUUUAUUGGUCGAAAUAAACUGUUGGACAAAAAUCUUUCUUUCCUAGCCAUAUUUGGGUUUGCAGGAAAGCUCGUUUUAUAUGCUGAUGAGAAUGGACUGUUGGAACAAGGGAUGAAAGCACCGCAUUAUUUCUAGUCGCCGACUCAAUGAAAGGCUAAUAACGCAUGUUUUCUAUCAAGGCUGACAUAUCGUCAACAUAUUUUAAUUCACAUAUAUGUACAUCUUUCGCUAAUCCAUAAUGUAACACAUUACAAUAUAAACUAUCUUCUAAAAUUUCGUUAA
Molecule: messenger RNA, 1613 nt
Organism: Diorhabda sublineata
Lineage: Eukaryota; Metazoa; Arthropoda; Insecta; Coleoptera; Chrysomelidae
Product: alpha-tocopherol transfer protein-like
Exons: 6
Coding region: 169-1020 (283 amino acids)
Cellular component (GO): membrane
Molecular function (GO): phosphatidylinositol bisphosphate binding
Source: RefSeq, a predicted model, not a curated record